This is a messenger RNA of Ornithorhynchus anatinus (platypus), 632 nucleotides long. It is a transcript of the gene SMIM26, whose product is annotated as small integral membrane protein 26. Lineage: Eukaryota; Metazoa; Chordata; Mammalia; Monotremata; Ornithorhynchidae. The record is from RefSeq and is a predicted model, not a curated record. Bases 28 to 336 code for a protein of 102 amino acids. Gene Ontology annotation, cellular component: mitochondrion. The transcript is spliced from 2 exons.
CAGAGUGCCCCGCGGGCCGGGCAGGUGAUGGAGGCGGCGACGGCCGUUCGCUGGUACAAGCGCAUGUCCUUGCUCUACGCCUUGGGGGCCUGGACCACCCUGGCCUCCGCCCUCGUCUACCACUGGAUGCGGCCACCACCCCCACCCCAACCCCAGGGGGACGGGCCAGACGACAGAGAGGAGCAAAGAGAAGAACACCCGGCCGAAAUGCCCAGUCCCAGGAAAGGAUUUCACGUGGAAACGACUUUCACUUACAGAGAAAACUUUGUGCCAUAUACCACUAGGAUCUUCAACCUUCUGAAAUCAUGGACUGGCGGGCCCGGCCCGGCAGAAUAACCUCCCCCGGACUCCGGAAAUCCCGGCUCCCCAGGCGGGGCUUGUGAGCCGACGGAAACGAUUUAUUUAAUAAGCCGGUGUGAAAACAGAACGUGACUCUCCGGUGAAAUCACGAAGGCCGAGACCGGCCGAGAUCUGGGGGCGGUCUCCGCUCUUCCCUCCGGAGAUUGGCCGGGCCAAGGCCCGCCCUUUCGACUCCCAAGAUGGACGUCGUCUCUCCGUCCGUCGUGGGUGGCUCGGAGGCCUUUCUUUGGGGAAUUCACUUGGAGUUUCAUUAAAUUGCUUACCCUACGAUG